Molecule: messenger RNA, 2118 nt
Organism: Pyricularia pennisetigena
Lineage: Eukaryota; Fungi; Ascomycota; Sordariomycetes; Magnaporthales; Pyriculariaceae
Exons: 1
Coding region: 1-2118 (705 amino acids)
Source: RefSeq, a predicted model, not a curated record
AUGGCGAAGACAAGAGAGAGAGAUAAAAAGCUUGCCAACAGGAAAGAUGACGAUAAGAAAGAGGAAGGGACCGCUGCACAACGGCAGUUGAAGCGUACUGCUCGGGACAUCCGUCGAUUUUUCGAGCAAGCAGACGCAUCCCUUGAGCAGAACUUGAUUCCAUUCCUUGAUGAGUUAGCACCCGAUGUGAACUUUGCAGCAGACCAAGCCGAGCAAAUGAGUCCCUAUCCAAUUGAAUGGUCUGGAAGCGCAAAGAAAUUCGCCGCAGCCGAGAAAAAAUUUCGCAAAUCAGCCGAGAAAGCAGGAUACAAAGUCCCUGAAGACAGUGGCGUUAGGAUAAAAUUUUCCGACCAGGAGGCGAAAAAAGCACCAGAGGUAAAGGGGGCACAGAGAAAGAAACCGCCGACUCCUGAUAGCGAAGAUGACGAGGAAGAAGAGGAACCUGCACCUGCGAAAAAACAGCCAAAAGCGACAAAGAAGCCAAAGGUUGUAGAGAUAUCCGAUAGCGAAGAUGAUGAAGAGGAAGAGCCCGCGCCUACGCAAAAAAAGACAAAGGGGAAAAGUAAAUUGCCAACUCCUGAUAGCGAAGAUGACGAAGAAGAAGAGGAACCUGCACCUGCGAAAAAACAGCCAAAAGCGACAAAGAAGCCAAAGGUUGUAGAGGUAUCCGAUAGCGAAGAUGAUGAAGAGGAAGAGCCCGCGCCUACGCAAAAGAAGACAAAGGGGAAAAGUAAAUUGCCAACUCCUGAUAGCGAAGAUGAUGAAGAAGAAGAGGAACCUGCACCUGCGAAAAAACAGCCAAAAGCGACAAAGAAGCCAAAGGUUGUAGAGAUAUCCGAUAGCGAAGAUGAUGAAGAGGAAGAGCCCGCGCCUACGCAAAAGAAGACAAAGGGGAAAAGUAAAUUGCCAACUCCUGAUAGCGAAGAUGACGAAGAAGAAGAGGAACCUGCACCUGCGAAAAAACAGCCAAAAGCGACAAAGAAGCCAAAGGUUGUAGAGAUAUCCGAUAGCGAAGAUGAUGAAGAGGAAGAGCCCGCGCCUACGCAAAAGAAGACAAAGGGGAAAAGUAAAUUGCCAACUCCUGAUAGCGAAGAUGACGAAGAAGGAGAGGAACCUGCACCUGCGAAAAAACAGCCAAAAGCGACAAAGAAGAUUGCAACCAUAGAAGAGGAUUUAGAAAUGAGAGACGCUACGAACGAGGAGGAGGGUUCACCCGAGGAUUCCUCCGCGGAUGAUUCCUCUGAGGAGCAAGACAAUAUUUGGCCACUUCUCUUUAAAAGAGUUAGUACUCAAAAUAUGCAUACGCCCGCUUGGCGAGCACUUCAACAGGAUUGCAAGUUGCGUGGCUGCGACUUCGUUGAUGUGAAAUUCCGAUUGGAGUUCCUACUCGCCCACGAAAACCCAGAUGAAACCCCGAACGGACUCCUCCGUUCUGCGCGCAAGUGGAUUGAAACCUGUCCUGGCGCCCUGGAGCUUCUAGAAGACGGCUUUUAUGGCGACCAAAAGAUGUCAAAGCGAUUUUCGGCUUAUCGUCGGAAGUACCCCCGCACAAAUACCAAAAGUAUGGUUGGUUUGAGAACGUCAAGAUUGACUAGCGAAGAUCCAGAGGCCGAUCUAAGAGAAAGAACGUUCAUUGACAGAACAAAGCCCCACGGAAACGUACAAAUUACUCUAGCGUAUGACCCUGACAGGUGUGACAAACGCAGUGUCAAAGGCACAAUUGUACUGGAUAUUAGCUUUUAUUUAGCAGUCCAACUCAAGAGCCUUAACACUGAGCAUCCGCAGGCAAAAAGGUAUGUUCUAGUGAAAAAGUCAGACUACAGGGAGCAGGCAUACCAAUGCCCGGUGUCAAUAAUUGGCAAAAGUCGUGACGCGUCCUCACUCAGCGGCAAAAAGCUAUCGGAAGUUGUAGUCGCGUUCUUUGCUUCCGCGCCGGAUGAAAACGCCCAAAGAUGGCCGCGGACAUACGUCGUAGGCUACUUCAAAAAUGACUCACCGGAUGUACCAUUCUAUGUGUGGAGCAGGUCAGUUUUUCGGACUAAGUUUGGCGCUGGAGUUGAUGAGGAGAUAAACGCCGCCCGAAAAAAAUGCGGGCAGCUGGAGAUUCGCAAGCGUUAA